Molecule: messenger RNA, 738 nt
Organism: Aspergillus alliaceus
Lineage: Eukaryota; Fungi; Ascomycota; Eurotiomycetes; Eurotiales; Aspergillaceae
Exons: 3
Coding region: 1-738 (245 amino acids)
Source: RefSeq, a predicted model, not a curated record
AUGGCACUUACUGCUGAUGAUGAGAGAAGUGAUACUGCACCUCCCACUGCCCUGGGAUCCUUGAAAUCUGUCCCUACUGCUGCAGACAUUGAGCCUCCCGAGCAGCUGCCUACGCCCUCAGAGAAUCUGCAAUCUCCCCAGAAGUCUGAACCAGAGGAGCAUACUGUGGCCGCGAUCGCUACUGUUUCCACUGCAACGACUACCACUGCGUCAACUGCGACCACCACAGCUCCUGCUUCAGCUGGCUAUCAGUGCUGCCCUGGAUACAAAUUCCACCCAAGAUGCUUUUCGGUCGGACCUUAUGUCGGUGUUAAUCCUACCUCCGUUGGCUGUCAUCAGGCUCCAGGAUUUCCCGGGGAAUGCGUUUGCCAUGGUACUAAUUCACCUGAUCCCAUUGCGCCUACGCCUUACCCCAUUGAGUAUCUGGAGGUGAACCGCUCGAUGGCUGUUUCUGCUGGCUCUAGCUCUACAAAGCUGCUCUACCAGGUGCCAUACCUCGUGGAAGAGGAUCGCCAAUUCUGGGUCCGUGAGCCCAAUGGUGACUAUGUGCUCCGCACCGUCAAACAAAUCGCUGAGAAACAACGCGCGGGUCACUGGGCGAACACCUGCACUGGCCAGCCUUACUUUCACUGUGAGCCUAAGCGCAAGAUCAGGUACGAUCCUAAGGAUUUCAAUGCAAUCUUUGAGAUGAGCGGACUCAGCCACAUUGAAUUCCACAAGCGCUAUCAGCCUUUCUGA